This is a messenger RNA of Archocentrus centrarchus (flier cichlid), 1023 nucleotides long. It is a transcript of the gene tcf21, whose product is annotated as transcription factor 21. Lineage: Eukaryota; Metazoa; Chordata; Actinopteri; Cichliformes; Cichlidae. Gene Ontology annotation, molecular function: DNA-binding transcription factor activity, RNA polymerase II-specific; protein dimerization activity; RNA polymerase II transcription regulatory region sequence-specific DNA binding. The transcript is spliced from 2 exons. The record is from RefSeq and is a predicted model, not a curated record. Bases 85 to 609 code for a protein of 174 amino acids. Gene Ontology annotation, biological process: regulation of transcription by RNA polymerase II; developmental process.
GUUUACGCGCCCUGUUCGUUCUUGUUCAGCCUGAGACUUCUGCUCCCAUGUUUUGAGCCCGUUCCAGUGGAAGACAGUUCAAAUAUGUCCACCGGGUCUCUCAGCGAUGUCGACGACGAGCUCCUGGACGGCAUCCUGAAGUUUGGCUCUUCCGGUAAAGACUCCAACGAAAGCACGGAGGAGAGCUCAAACUGCGAGGGCCCCUGCGCAAAUGAGGAACGGAGAGAUGCGCCUGGCAAAAAACGGAAGACAACCUCCAGGAAAACGGCGCCCAAGGGUGUGGCACAGCAGGAGGGCAAGCAGGUGCAGAGGAACGCGGCCAACGCCCGGGAAAGAGCCAGGAUGCGCGUCCUGUCCAAAGCCUUCUCCCGGCUGAAGACCUCCUUACCCUGGGUACCACCGGAUACCAAGCUCUCCAAACUGGACACACUACGUCUGGCGUCUAGCUACAUAGCGCACCUCCGACAGAUACUGGCCAACGACAAAUACGAAAAUGGAUAUAUCCACCCUGUUAACCUGACGUGGCCUUUCAUGGUUGCAGGUAAACCGGAGAACAAUUUGAAGGAGAUGCUGAACUCAACCAGGUUGUGCGGAACUACGGCGUCUUGAUGGAGCUCAGCAGCCAGCUUUUGGCCUUUUUUUAAAGGAACAAUGGGGGGAAAAACUAUAAUGACUGAAAUGCAAGUCUCAUCUCCGCAGACUUUGAGUGGGAAUAAUGGGAGGAGUUUGUCCUCUCUCCUUCGUUCCCGUAAAAAAAAAAAAAAAUCAUUUAUUUAAAUGCAUUGUCAUCUUUUAUCUUUGCUGGUUCAAAGAUAAACUUUGUACUUUAAACUGCUUUUAAAAAAAAUAAUCUGCAGAUGCAUUUUUUUUUUUUACCGGUGCCGGCCUGUUUUUACGACUGUCUUAUGAUGGGUGGAUGAUUAGAUGGAUGGCUGGAUAAGCACAUGAAAAUUUAAGUAUCCACUGUCUCAAAUUGUUGUACAGAUUACAUGUAGUAUAUGAAAUAUAUUUGUACCACUUUUA